AUGACAAAAUCAGCAGCCGAUAUUGUACAACACUACAAGUUGGGUAGAAUACAAACCGGCAACCAAAGAGGGGAGGAUAGAGCACAAACCGGCAGCCAAAGAGGGGAGGAUAGAGCACAAACCGGCAGCCAAAGAGGGGAGGAUAGAGCACAAACCGGCAGCCAAAGAGGGGAGGAUAGAGCACAAACCGGCAGCCAAAGAGGGGAGGGUAGAAUACAAACCGGCAACCAAAGAGGGGAGGAUAGAGCACAAACCGGCAGCCAAAGAGGGGAGGAUAGAGCACAAACCGGCAGCCAAAGAGGGGAGGGUAGAGCACAAACCGGCAGCCAAAGAGGGGAGGGUGGAGCACAAACCGGCAACCAAAGAGGGGAGGGUAGAAUACAAACCGGCAACCAAAGAGGGGAGGGUAGAAUACAAACCGGCAACCAAAGAGGGGAGGGUAGAGCACAAACCGGCAACCAAGGAGGGGAGGGUAGAGCACAAACCGGCAACCUAAGAGGGGAGGGUAGAGCACAAACCGGCAGGCAAAGAGGGGAGGGUAGAGCACAAACCG
Molecule: messenger RNA, 553 nt
Organism: Candidula unifasciata
Lineage: Eukaryota; Metazoa; Mollusca; Gastropoda; Stylommatophora; Geomitridae
Source: the annotation of a GenBank genome assembly